Cyclopterus lumpus (lumpfish) is the source of this 2647-nucleotide messenger RNA. RefSeq names its product outer dense fiber protein 2-like. Gene Ontology annotation, biological process: regulation of cilium assembly. The coding region runs from base 96 to 2309 and encodes 737 amino acids. The transcript has 17 exons. Lineage: Eukaryota; Metazoa; Chordata; Actinopteri; Perciformes; Cyclopteridae. Gene Ontology annotation, cellular component: centrosome. The record is from RefSeq and is a predicted model, not a curated record.
AUCCCGGAAGCGUGGAGCAUACUAGUAGCGCUGGGACAGUGAACCACUUUUGAGCUUUUUAAGUAUUGGUUUGUUUGUUGUAACUUCUCGGAAGAAUGAAAACACGGGAUCCACCUCCGCCCGUUCACGUGCACGUACCGGAGACGACCCCUGUGCACGUGCACAUGAGGAGGAGUCCCAGCAGGACCCCGCAGAAUAGGACAAAAGAUGCCCAGCUGAGGGCAGAUGGAGGGAGGCCAAAGGUGCGGACGCCGUGGAUUCCUCCUGGAAGACUCUCCUGCAGAAGAGACGUGGACUCGUACAAGUGUCAGAGAAGCAGAGCGGAGCGGGGAGUCGGACGUCAACGUGAUGACGAGGAGGAGGAGGAGCGUGAGGAAGAGUCCACAAACCUCAGCGUCCUCCUCAGAGAGCAAGAGAGCCGGCGCCAUCUGCAGAAGUCGGAUUCUCGGGGUCAACCCAGAGACACAGACGUGCUUCUGAGGGCGCUCGUGGAAACCGAAAUUGACGGCGUAGCGGUAGCCAAUCAGCUGUCGGGCCUGAAGGACACCAUCGACAGCCUUGCUAAGGACAAGCGCCUGUCAAAGCUGCACGCGGCGUCUCUGGGGCGGCAGCAGGAGUCGCUGCUGGAGAAGAUCGAGAUGUUUGACGUCACGAACCGGAGCCUUCGAGAGCUCCUCAGAGAGUGGAGCGAACACGAGAGGGAAUCUCUGGUGUGGUGGGAGCAGAAAGACGCCCUAAAGGAGAGAUUGACCGACAGGGAAGCGGAGAACAUACGACUCUCGGCUAAACUCGCCAGCAUGGAGAACGAGGCCUCGAUGCUCGCCGCGCGUCUGGACUUUGAAAAGGACACGGUGAAGACGACGGAGGAGCUUUCCAGAGUCCUGCGGUCGACCCGCGGACACCUGGAAUCUGAGCUGAGCAGAACCGAAGAGGAAAAGGUCCACCUGGCCGCUCAGAUUCAGAGGAUGCAGCAGAGCCACCAGCAGCAGCAGGUGCAGCUGCUCACUCUGCAGGAGGAGCUGCAGGCCGUGAGGCUGCGGGGGGAGGAGGAGGAGGAGGAGGAGGGCCGGCACCACCAGGAGGCGCUGACCCAGCAGGCCGAGCGAGCCACAGAGUCCGCCAGGCAGCUCGCGGCAAAACUGCAGGAGAAGGAGUCCCAGUUGGCCCAGACCCGGUCCACAUCCAGCGACUGGUGCCUCCGCCACUCCCAGGAGGCCGCGGCCAGAGGCCAGCUGGAGGAGCACAGCGCCGCCCUCAAGCUUCAGGUGACCGAGCUGACCGCUCAGCUUCAUUCGGCGGAGGGGAGGAGUCGGGCGGAGAGGGAGGAGCUCCGGGAUCACCUCCGUCACCUCGGUGCUGAAAACGCCUCCACGAAGCUGGACAACCAAAGACUCAGGGCUCAGUGGACGUCCUCCGAGGAGAAGCUCCUCCAGCUGCAGUCUGAAGCCCGGCGGCUGAAAUCGUCGAUUAAAAAACACGAAAGCCAGGCGGAGAAAUACAAGAAGAAGCUCCAGCAGGUCCGCCUGGAGUCGGAGGAGCACCGCCUGAAGCUGGAGGAGGCGCGGGAGGAGGCGCGGGAGGCGAAGGCCAGCCUGCAGGUGGAGGCGGAGCAGGUGAGGAGGGAGCUGCUGGGCCGGCUGCGGGAGCUGGAGGCGCUGCCCGACCGGCUGAGGAGGGCGGAGCAGCAGCUCCGAGGCGCCCGGCAGGAGGCCGACGCCCACGAGAGGAGGAACGUGGAGCGCAACGCGGCCCUCGCCGAGGUCCGGCACAAGGUGGAACAGCAAGGCUCUCAGCUGGAGACGUUCCAGCAGAGGAACCUGCUGCUGCAGGAGGAGAACAACGUUCUCAAGGAAAAAAUACACAACUUGGAGAGGGCGCUGGAGGACACGAGGCUGGAAAACGAAGGCCUGUCUCAGGCUCUCCUGUCCAAAGAGGCCACGAUGCUCAGCCUCCAGCAGCAGCUGGAGGAGAAGACGCGCGAGUGCAGCGUCGCGUCCAGACAGCUGCAACAAACUCUGGACGACGCACAGAGACAGGUGGACGGCAGCAUGCACAGGGUUUUGGCCAAAGAGAGAGCGUCUCAGUCGAAAGCCUCGGACCUGCAGAGCCAGCUGAGCCGAGCCCAGACGGAGCAGAGUCGGCUCCGGCGGAGCAAGGAGGAGAUGGAGCGUCGCUUCCAGAGUCAGCUGCAGAACAUGAAGGACAGGCUGGAGCAGUCGGACUCCACGAACCGCAGCCUGCAGAACUACGUUCACUUUCUCAAAACCUCGUACGGAAACGUGUUUGGUGACUCGCUGCUCGCCAGCUGAGCAGCUACAUGACAUCUAUUCAGACUUUUAUACCAUGUGACAUCAAUAAAAACGUCACAUUAGAGUUGCCUGACAUUUAUUUAAAUGCUCUUGUAUAAAUAAUUACCUGCAUAACUCUUGAUUCAGAUGGCAUUUUCUUCAAAUCUUCCAUCUUUCAUGUCAAUUCAAAACGUUCUUUUUUUACCUUUUGACAAAUGUAUAAUUGUGGUUCUGAUAAAAAAACACACAAAAUAAACGCUCUAGUUUUAGUUCCCGUGAAUAAUAUUGAAAAGCAGUCUCACAUCUGAUUUCUGUUUGAAUUAGAAAUACUACCUCAAUAAAAAUAUGACUUAUGCCAA